Molecule: messenger RNA, 5378 nt
Organism: Meriones unguiculatus (Mongolian gerbil)
Lineage: Eukaryota; Metazoa; Chordata; Mammalia; Rodentia; Muridae
Gene: Dgkg
Product: diacylglycerol kinase gamma
Exons: 25
Coding region: 573-2939 (788 amino acids)
Biological process (GO): intracellular signal transduction; diacylglycerol metabolic process; lipid phosphorylation
Cellular component (GO): plasma membrane
Molecular function (GO): calcium ion binding; ATP-dependent diacylglycerol kinase activity
Source: RefSeq, a predicted model, not a curated record
GGGGGGCAGGGCUCCGCAGCGAGAGUGGCAGCUGGACCUGGCGAUGCUGAGAGGGACAGGGCGCAGAGCCGCAGUGCCGUAGCGGGCAGCGGAGGCAGCCGGCCCUUCCAGCAGCCAACCGAGCCCCUAGCGGGAGGCGGGAGACCCCGGGGCGCCAACCCCUGGCGGCCGGCUGAUGUCUCCGCCCCGGAGAGGGCUGCACCGGGAGGACGCCCGGGCGGCCGGCUCUUCGGUCCCCUUCUGUCCCUCGGUUCUUCUUUCCUCCCAAGUAAGGGAAUAAGAGGCUGAAGAAGGGAGCGCCCCCGGCGAGCGCGCAACCAAGUGUUGCACGGUGAGGAACUGCCAGGAUUUCGUGGUUGGCCUGGAGUAUGUUGCCCGAGGAGCAGCAGAAGUCUCCUGUCAGCUGCUGAAAGGUGCCCCCGGCUGUCGUCAGCACGGAGUGCUCUAGAAGGCUCCUGAAGGCCUGGUCCACCGCAUCCCUGCAAUGAGCCCGGUCCUGAGCCAGGCUUUGGCUUCUCCCUGGUGAGCAGAACUCUGUCCGUGGCCUCAAGGUGCUCGCACUCGGCUGAAAGAUGAGUGAAGAACGAUGGGUCUCUCUCUCACCAGAAGAAUUUGAUCAGCUCCAGAAAUACUCUGAAUAUUCCUCCAAGAAGAUAAAAGAUGUAUUGACCGAGUUUAAUGAAGGGGGAAGCCUCAAGCAACAUGACCCACACAAACCCAUUAGCUAUGAUGUCUUCAAGCUGUUCAUGAGGGCAUACCUGGAGGUGGACCUUCCUGAGCCACUGAGCACACACCUCUUCCUGGCCUUCAGCCAGAAGCCCAGACAGGAGACACCUGACCACCCAAAGGAGGGGUCCAGCAGUAGUGAGCCCAAUGUCUCAGAUUAUAAUGCGGAUAACGCUGCCAAAGCAGAUGAGGCCUGCGCUCCAGAUACUGAAUCCAAACUGGCUAAGACAUUGGCACCACCCAAAGACCCAGAGGCUGCAGCGCCAUGGGGAGACCCUGAUGCUCUGUCUUCAAGCUCAGAUGCCCCAGUGGUGUACCUGAAGGAUGUCGUAUGUUACUUGUCCCUCAUGGAGACUGGGAGACCGCAGGAUAAGCUAGAAUUUAUGUUUCGUGUCUAUGAUUCAGACGAAAAUGGACUCCUGGACCAAGCGGAGAUGGAUCGGAUUGUGAACCAAAUGCUGCAUGUUGCCCAGUACCUGGAGUGGGAUCCCACGGAGCUCAGGCCUAUAUUGAAGGAGAUGUUGCAGGGAAUGGACCACGACAAGGAUGGCUUCGUGUCUCUACAGGAGUGGGUCAAUGGGGGGAUGACCACCAUCCCGCUGCUGGUCCUCCUGGGAAUGGAUGACUCUGAUCCCCAGGGAGACGGGAGGCAUGCCUGGACCCUGAAGCAUUUCAAGAAGCCCACGUAUUGCAAUUUCUGCCACCUCAUGCUGAUGGGUGUUCGGAAGCAAGGCCUGUGCUGCAUUUAUUGUAAAUAUACCGUCCACCAACGCUGCGUAUCCAAAAACAUUCCUGGAUGUGUUAAAACAUACUCAAAAGCCAAAAGGAGUGGCGAGGUGAUGCAGCACGCGUGGGUGGAAGGGAACUCCUCCGUCAAGUGUGACCGGUGCCACAAAAGUAUCAAGUGCUACCAGAGUGUCACCGCGCGGCACUGCGUGUGGUGCCGGAUGACGUUUCACCGCAAAUGUGAAUUAUCGACGGUGUGUGACGGUGGGGAACUCAAAGACCACAUUCUGCUGCCUACCUCCAUAUGCCCUGUCACCCGAGACAGGCAAGGAGGGAAGUCCGAGGGCAGUGUGGCCGCCAAGGGGGAACUUGUGACCCAGUAUAAGAUCAUCCCUAGCCCGGGGACUCAUCCCCUGCUGGUCUUGGUGAACCCCAAGAGUGGAGGGAGACAAGGAGAAAGAAUUCUUCGGAAAUUCCACUACCUGCUCAACCCCAAACAAGUUUUCAACCUGGACAACGGGGGCCCGACCCCAGGAUUGAACUUUUUUUAUGACACCCCAGACUUCCGUGUCCUUGCCUGUGGCGGAGAUGGGACAGUUGGCUGGAUUUUGGAUUGCAUUGAUAAAGCCAACUUCACCAAGCACCCGCCAGUGGCUGUCCUGCCUCUCGGAACAGGGAACGACCUCGCGAGAUGUCUUCGCUGGGGAGGAGGUUACGAAGGGGGCAGCUUGACAAAAAUCCUCAAGGAAAUCGAACAGAGCCCGUUGGUGAUGCUGGACCGUUGGUACCUAGAAGUCAUCCCGAGAGAAGAGGUGGAGAAUGGAGACCAGGUCCCAUACAACAUCAUGAACAACUAUUUCUCCAUCGGUGUGGAUGCUUCCAUUGCGCACAGAUUCCACAUGAUGAGAGAGAAACACCCUGAAAAAUUCAACAGCAGGAUGAAGAACAAGCUGUGGUAUUUUGAAUUCGGUACCUCGGAGACCUUUGCCGCCACCUGCAAGAAGCUCCAUGACCACAUAGAGCUGGAGUGUGACGGAGUCGAGGUGGACCUGAGCAAUGUCUUCCUGGAAGGCAUCGCCGUUCUCAACAUUCCUAGCAUGUACGGAGGCACCAACCUCUGGGGAGAAACCAAGAAGAACCGAGCUGUGAUCCGGGAAAGCAGGAAGAGCGUCACAGACCCGAAGGAGCUCAAGUGCUGUGUCCAAGACCUCAGCGACCAGCUCCUUGAAGUAGUGGGUCUGGAGGGAGCCAUGGAGAUGGGACAGAUCUACACGGGCCUGAAGAGUGCAGGCAGGAGGCUAGCCCAGUGCUCCUCUGUUAUCAUUAGGACCAACAAGCUGCUGCCGAUGCAAGUCGAUGGAGAGCCCUGGCUGCAGCCACGCUGCACGAUUAAAAUCACUCACAAAAACCAGGCGCCUAUGAUGAUGGGGCCUCCCCAGAAGAGCAGCUUUUUUUCACUGAGGAGGAAAAGCCGUUCCAAAGACUAAACAGCGUGCCAAACACCAGCUCUACCAAGAAAGGAAAGAAGAAUCCAUGGCUUUACACACAUGCACAAGCACACGCACACGCACAUACAUACACGCACGCACGCAUGCACACAUGCGCACACCUGUAACCAGAGGAAGCAAAGCCACCCUUCUGGGGGAAAAUGUCAUCCUGCCAUUUUGAAAAUGGAUCCACUCCUAACAGAGCCAAUACCCAUGAAAUAUUUUGAAUGGACUCAGGGCCCACCAGGAUGGGUUGGCUCAUAACAGCAACUUCAACUUCCACAUUCCCGCAGGCCUCAGGUAGACUUUGAGCCUGAAGGAGAAGUCUUCCUUUGCCCUCCCCACUCCCGUCAGUCUCCAGGCUGUAGGUUUCCUGCCUACAGUGAGAUCGGAUGUGGUCAGGGGAAAGAGCUCCAACCCAGAAACCUUGCACAAAAGUCCUUCUGUACAAAAACAAAACAGCCUACAGCUCUCCAAGCGAAAUCCUUGGCAGGGCUCAGUGAGCACAGGAUGGUCUCUUCGUUGUCCUUCAAGCAACGGCCCCUCCCCUCACUUGCAGAGGAAAGCCAAGAAGCUGUGGAAAGUUGUUUCCAUUCUCGGGUCUCUCUGCUGUCCACGGGCACUUGUUCGCUUCCUGGAGCAUCUCUUGGUGGCUGUUUGCUUAGAGAGCAAACAGGGCUGCCUGGGCAGCAUACUUUAGAUGUGGUAUUUAUUUUCAUAGUUCCUUUGAACACUUGGGAGGGAAAGCUGAGAAAGUGGACUUUAUUUUUCAAGUUGGUGUCAUAAUAUUGUGUAAAAUGGAAAGAAAACACACACACACACACUCCUAGUACUCCCUUCCCCUCACUACCACGGAAAGCCAAAGUGUGUGUCUUAUUUGAAUCCCAAGCCCUGGAGAUGGUGGGGGUGGGGGGAAGGGGCUUUGCUGGGAAAACCAGUCUGUCAGGGAUUCCCUGUUUCUUUGCACUUCCCACUUUCACAGUGUGACAGAAGGACCCUCUGAUGGUCUUAUAUAUGUAUAUAUGUGGCAUAUAUGUUUAUAUAUAAUAUAUAAAUAUUUAUUUACUGCUGGACUUUUCCUGAUUAGAAAUAAACAUAGAUAGUGUGGGAACAGAACGUGGGAAAGAAAAAAAAAAAGAAGAAGGUCCCUACUCUCCCACCAUCAUUUGCUCAUAAAGACACAUUUCCCUGGCUGGUUUCAAGGUUUACGAGAAUGAUCUAGAUCAGAGAGCAACCACAAAACACUGUUUAAGCCUCCUUCCCCCAUGGGUUGAUAAGGAAACUGAGCUGUGGCUAAAAGACUUCUCCAUGGUAUCUUGGCUCAUGAGAUUUAACUGUGAACGUUGCUAAGAAGAUCGCUAAUAGGCAAAAGAACCCGCAUCUGGGAAGAGAGUCAUUUCUGCUCAGCAAGAAGUGGUUCCGCUGGGAUCCAGGUGGUGAGGGAGGAACCAUCAUAUGGCCUGUGCCCACACAAGAAAAGGGGAGGGAGAACCCUUAUACUAAUUCCCAAGUUCUCUAUGGCUUUUCCUACCUGGAGAAAAGCUGGCCUGAUGUUGGCAGAUGGCACCAAACCCAUCAGUUGAUUGAACCACCAUGUCACCUUGUCAGGUCACCAGAUCUUGCCUUGGAAACAUUCCUGGCUUCAGCUGUGACUUCAGUGAAGAGUUACCUUCUGUAGGAUGUUGCCAACCAGGACAGAGCAGUCUCGGGCACGCUCAGUGGGCUUCAGUCAGCCGGUGCCAGCAUUCCCUUUCCUCUCCCGGGGAGGGCGGGGGGGGACUCCACACACAGCAUCACUGGUAGAAAGCAACCUUUGCCUCUGCCCCCAGGCACACCGACACCUUCAUCUCUGUCUCAAAUUUCUCAAGAGGAAACCUAGGCCCAGUUCACGUCAUCCGCCAAGCUGCCUCCAAUCUCACAACGGACAAGGCAGGGAAUAUGAAGACUGUGUAGCCACUGAACCCACCUCUGAAGGAAGUGACCAUCCAGCAUCUAGGGCUGAGGUUUGGAACCACCCUGACCAACCAAACAUGCUUCUGCUGACGAGGGAAAGCCCGGGCCACCCAAAGAACGUAUUUAUGGGAUGCUUGGUGACGCGACAGACAAGCUCCCCAAUAACAGCAGGUACUGUCUUGGAAGCCACUUGAUUCUGAAAUGCUGAGGCAGGUUCAACUUCAGGACCACUGAUGCUAAGACAUUUAUAGAAGUGUUCAAAUAUGUUCCGGCUCCGAUCCCCCAAGGUUACAGCACCAUCAGUAGGUGAAACGGAUUCCCAGAGACUCACAGGUCUCUUGACGGGGCCCUGCAGAAACUGAGAACCAAGCCCUUUUCAGAGGCGCAGAGUGUAAAACCCCACGGCAUUGCUCUUCUGGUUUGCUAAUCUUAGUGAGUCUUGUGUUGUUGUUUAAGCUGACCUUACAAAUCGUCUUUUAAGCGCUA